This is a messenger RNA of Phragmites australis (common reed), 2115 nucleotides long. RefSeq names its product eukaryotic translation initiation factor 4B1-like. Gene Ontology annotation, molecular function: translation initiation factor activity; mRNA binding. The coding region runs from base 233 to 1837 and encodes 534 amino acids. NCBI's taxonomy places the organism in Eukaryota, Viridiplantae, Streptophyta, Magnoliopsida, Poales, Poaceae. The transcript has 3 exons. The record is from RefSeq and is a predicted model, not a curated record.
AGGCGAGGCGAGGCGGCCGGCCCGGCGGGCACGCCAUUUUGCCGUUCCACCCCUCGGAGCCGCGCGAUUUAUACCGUGCGCCCCACCGCCUUUUACUACCCAACCCACACCCAGCGCCUGGCUUUCUCUCCUCGAUUCCACCCACCCACCUCUCACCGGAUCUCCCUCUCGGCUCUCCCUCAUCUCCGAGCACCACCACCAAACCCUAGAUCUCGCACCGGCAGCGGCAGCCAUGGCCAAGCCCUGGGGAGGCGUCGGCGCUUGGGCGCUGGACGCCGAGCGGGCCGAGGAGGAGGAGCGCGAGCUCGCGGCGGCCAUCCCCGCGCCCGAGCCGCUCGCGGCCGCGGGAGGCACCGCCAGCUUCCCCAGCCUCAGCGAGGCCACCGCGGCCGGCGGGGGCAAGCAGAAGAAGAAGAAGAAUAAGGGCACCACACUGUCGCUGUCGGAAUUCACCACCUACGGCGCGCCGCAGCGCCGCGCCGCCCCCGUGGAGCCGAGGGGGCUGACCCCGCAGGAGAUGAUGAUGCUGCCCACGGGACCGAAGGAGCACUCGGAGGAAGAGCUGGACCGCUCCCGCCUCGGCGGUGGGUUCCGCUCCUACGGCUACGGGGGCGGAGAGCGCCGCGGCGGGUUCGACGACGACGGCCGCCACGGGCCGCCCGGCAGGGGCUCGGAUCUCGACAUGACCUCCCGCGCUGACUUGGCCGACAACUGGGGGACGAAUAAGAAGUUCACCCCGGCUGCCAGCGACUCUGGCCGUCGUGAUAGGUUCGGCGGGCCUUCCCCCCUCGGGCGUACUGAUGACAUUGAUGAUUGGUCGCGCGACAAGAAGCCGCUCCCAUCACGCUACCCUAGCCUCGGUUCUGGCGGUGGCUUCCGUGACUCCACGAGCUUCCGAGACUCACCGGGUUCCUCUGAUUCUGACCGUUGGGUCCGUGGUGGUGGCUCCGUCACCUCUAUGCCACACAACAGCGAGGGUGAGAGGCCGCGCCUCGUUCUUGAUGCACUGAAACGUGAUACCUCAGCUACUUCUACUCCGCUUGCCGAGGUGGCACGCAACCGGCCGAGUCCAUUUGGGGCUGCAAGGCCCCGGGAGGCUGUGCUGGCUGAGAAGGGGCUGGAUUGGAGGAAGGUUGACAGUGAGAUUGAGCAGAAGAAGACUAGCCGGCCUACCAGCUCGCACUCAAGCAGACCAAAUAGUGCACAUUCGUCCCGCCCUGGGAGCCCUGGGUCGCAGGUUUCAGCAGUUGGGAGCGAGGGAGCACCAAGGGCACGGCCAAAGGUAAAUCCAUUUGGCGAUGCCAAGCCAAGGGAAGUGGUGUUGCAGGAGAAAGGUAAAGACUGGAGGAAGAUUGACCUUGAGCUGGAGCAUCGUGCCGUAGAUAGGCCAGAGUCGGAUGAAGAAAGGAUUUUAAAAGAAGAAAUUAACCUUCUGAAGGUGGAUCUGAAAGAAAUUGAGGAAAAGAUAAGUGAUAGUUCUGACCAAGCCUCCCUGGACGAUGCAAAAAAAAUGUCGGAGAAGAUAUCUCAGCUGGAAAGGCAGCUGGAGCUGCUUACAGUGGGGUUGGACGACAAGAUUCGAUUUGGGCAAAGACCUAGUUCUGGUGCAGGCAGACCUAGUUCUGGUGCAGGCAGGGUUACAACAUUUCCACCAACUAGUUUAGCAGAGGAAUCACAAGCUACAGUGUCCAUCAUGGACAGACCGCAUUCUCGUGGUGGUAUGGAACCAAACUCAAAUCCAGUUGAAGUAAGAUGGGGAUUUCAAGGUAGCAGAGAAAGGGGCUCUUUUGGUGGAAGCAGAAGUUCAGACAGGUCAACAACAAGGCAGAGAUGGUGAAAUUCAGACUUUGAGCAUCUGUUAAGUGUUCGGGAAACUUCUGGCUCCCGGUCCCUUUUUUGCUUUGAAAGGAUGGGCAAAUAAGUCAUUUUCUUUUCGUCGUGUUUGUUUGAUCUAGAAGAUUGGAGAGGAUGGUGAUACCUCCUCAAGAAGCUGUUGAUUGUCACUUCUCUGUGAUGUAGGAUGUUUUCCUUUCCUUUUUUGUGAUCUUCCAUGUCAAAACGAGACCCGGCAACCAUAAUGCUAACUGUUAUUCAUGCUUACUGAAUUCAAGUUCA